Molecule: messenger RNA, 1470 nt
Organism: Chara braunii
Lineage: Eukaryota; Viridiplantae; Streptophyta; Charophyceae; Charales; Characeae
Source: the annotation of a GenBank genome assembly
CGCUACAUUCCGUUUUUCCGGCCCCGGUCCUGUUUUUAUAAGAGAGCACCACACGGCCCCCUCUUGGUCAGACUGUCUCCCUGUCUAGAUGAGAAUUGUUUUUCAGAACCCUCAUCCGGGUCUCCCUAACCUUCCCUACCCAUUUCCCAGAGGUUGCUACCCCAUCGUACCCCCAAUUGACCACCACCAACCGACAUUCCUUUCUCUUGGUACAGGAAAGGAGGAGUGAGAAGGAAGGAGGAGCAAAGGAGACAGGAGAAGGAAAAAAAAUCCAGGAAGGAGACAAGGCUCCAAGGAUGGUAAGAAUAAAGGAAAAGGAGACGGCUGGAGAAGGAAGGGAAAAGGAAGGAGGAGAAGGUGAAGGGGAAGUAAGGCUAAAAGGGAGCAAGAGAGUGGAAGCUGAUACAGGAAAGAGGGGAGCGGAGUGUGGAGAACCAUCUCAAUUGAGGGAAGAGGUGGAGGAAGGGCAGGUAAGUAUGGUGGAAAAGGCUCAAAAGGACAGGAAGAGGAAAUGGUGGAGGAAUUAUAUGAUCAUGAUGCUGCAGGAUGAUGACCUGCCAGUGAACUCCACAUGGGAUGUGAGAUUUGAGAGGAUGCUCCUCUCAAAGCCGGUGAUGAGUUCAAAACACUCAGAUAACUUGCAAAAGAUGAUGGAGCUGCACGAGAUGUUGGAUGAAAAGUGCACCGGGCUCUUCGAAGAUUACGCAGAGGUUGCCAGGAAGAUGGGGGAGAUGGAAAGGGAAGAUGGAAUGAAAGAGGUUGGGAAAGACCUAGACACAAUAGGGAAAGGACUCCCGGCAGACCUCAAGGGCAGCACUGAACUCUUCACUCAAGGGUUAUUGGAUUACAUCCCUGGGCACUUGAAGGAGAUGAGCAGGCUAAGAAAGAAGGAAGAAGAGAGGGAUACCCAGGUGGCAAAUUUGAUAGGAGACAUGGAAGGGAUGAGGAAGGAAGUGGAGGAGUUGAAGAAGGGAAAAGAGGAGUUGCAGAAACAAGUGAGCACCUUGAGGGCCGCCCUGACUAUGAAAAGCAGAGAAUUGGAGGAUGAAGCGACUGUAAGAGGAAGGGUAGAAAAAAAGGUGGAAGGUCUGUGCUCUGAGGUCAGUGUGCAAGGAUUGGACCUGGACACUGAAAUCUCAGAAAGAAAGAAGUUGGGACAGGAGUGAGAUAAAAUAUGGGGUGAGAUAUUGAAAGGAAUGGAAGGACUCAAAUUGAGCCAUCAGGGGAAAGAAAGGGAAACCGCAAAGAUGGUGGAGUGCAAAGAGGGUGAAGAAGAAGAGCUACAGACUGAGGAAAGAAGAGAGGAGCCUCCUGCACCAGAAAGGGAGGAAAGUGAGAGUGUGGUCAUUCCCCUGUCAAGACAGGGCAAGAGGCAAAGGGAAUCUGAAUUGGGCUCACCAGAAGGAAUUGAGGGUAGGGCUGAGACUUCAACCCAGCCAGACAUAAAGAAGAUAAAGCCCAAUUGGUUGG